AUGUCAUCACUGCAAUUCAAAACCCCUCCGGGCGCAGCUGAAAAGCACAGCGACCUGGGCCAUUACUCACAAUCGGUCGAUCUUGGCAAUGGCAUUGUCAAAUGCUCUGGACAAGGGGGAUGGCACCCUGAGACGGGUGCUCUGGAUGCUACUGACAGCUCCAAACAGGUGGCGCUAGCUAUGGAGAAUGUUGAUAUCGUUCUGAAGAACGCAGGGCUACGAGGAUGGGAGGAUGUUUACCUGCUUCGGUCAUACCACUGCGAUAUUACGGCUUCCUGGGAGCCUACCGCCGAAGCUCUGAGGAAGCGGAUUCCCGGCCAUCAUCCUAUAUGGACGGCUGUUGGAGUGCCUAGACUGGCUUUCCCUGAGAUGCUUAUCGAACUUGAGGUCGAAGCAAAGCGUCAGAGCUGA
Messenger RNA from Beauveria bassiana ARSEF 2860, 411 nucleotides. Its product is annotated as L-PSP endoribonuclease family protein. The record is from RefSeq and is a predicted model, not a curated record. The transcript has a single exon. Lineage: Eukaryota; Fungi; Ascomycota; Sordariomycetes; Hypocreales; Cordycipitaceae. Gene Ontology annotation, molecular function: deaminase activity. Gene Ontology annotation, cellular component: cytosol. The coding region runs from base 1 to 411 and encodes 136 amino acids.